GUGUUUAAAAUCACUCGGCUGGCCGCUGCUCAUUUCUUUUCAAGUUUCUUCGGCUUUGACUUGAUUUCUUGUUUGAGGUUUUUUAUAUAGUUUUCCCUCCACGUCGAAAGGAUUUUCACAGGAAUAUCGGCUGUGGAUACAGGAACGGGAGAAUAAGACAGGCAUUUAUCCAGCUCGUCAAUAAACGGGGAUGGAAUACAAAGGCGUUUCUAAAUCAUGGCAGGUACAUUGUUUCUACUUCUUCAUUGUCAUCUUUGGCGUGUGUUUAGGCGAUAUUCAUUACUCAGUUCCAGAGGAAAUGAAAAGAGGGUCUGUUAUCGGAAAACUUACGCAAGAUCUGGGGCUGGAUAUUAAACAGCUAUCAGCCCGUAAAGCCAGAAUACAUUUACAGGACAGCACACGGUAUUGUGAUAUCAAAAUGGAAACCGGUGAACUGAUUGUAAAUGAACGAAUAGACAGGGAAGAGCUUUGCGGGCAAAAGCCAUCUUGUGCUUUAAAUUUUGAACUUUUACUUGAAACGCCUUUGGAAUUACAUCGUAUUAUUGUGGAAAUUCAGGAUAUCAAUGACAACGCACCAGAGUUUUCCAAUGAUUUUAUAAAACUAGAAAUAAGAGAAUCUGCAGUUAGAGGAGCUCGCUUCUCAGUGGAUGAGGCCCACGACCCGGACAUAGGAAUCAAUUCGGUGAAGAGCUACGCGCUGGCCGCAAAUGACCAUUUUGUGUUGGCUGUACACACGAGCGCUGACGGGGGUAAAUACUGUGAGAUAGUAUUAGAAAACGAACUGGACCGCGAAAAGCAGGCAGAGGUUUCCUUAACCCUGACUGCAUACGAUGGGGGCACACCACAGCGCUCUGGUACUGCAGUUAUCCAAGUCACGGUGCUGGACGCCAAUGACAAUGUGCCCGUGUUUACACAGGCCGUCUAUAAAGUCAAUCUGGAUGAAAACUCUCCCUUGGAUACAGUUGUAGUCCAAGUAACUGCGAACGAUGAAGACGAGGGAGCAAAUGGGGAAGUAACAUAUGAAAUUAGCCACAUUUCAGGCAAAGACAAAACUUCGUUUGGUAUAGAUCCGAUUAGCGGUGAAAUUAAGGUGAAAGGACCUUUAGAUUUUGAGGAAUCUUCCUUCUUUGAAAUCCGUAUCAAAGCCAAAGACGGAGCUGGGCAGGCAGCUCAUUGCAAAGUUCUCGUGGAAGUUGGAGAUGUCAACGAUAAUGCUCCAAAAAUGUUUAUCAAUUCUUUGAACACACCUAUUGCUGAAAACUCGCCACCCGGCACAGAGGUUGCCAUCAUAAACAUUCAAGACAAAGACUCUGAUGUCAACAAUAAAGUCGUGUGCUCCAUUCAACAAGACGUUCCUUUCAAGUUAAUACCUUCUGUUAAAAAUUUUUACUCCUUGGUGACUGAAGGGGAACUGGAUCGUGAAGUAGUUUCAGAAUACAACUUCACAAUUAUCGUUACAGACGAGGGCUCGCCGCCUCUUUCCGAUUCCAAAGCCUUACAGAUCUCAAUUUCAGAUGUGAAUGACAAUCCACCAGUAUUUGAUCAGCCAUCGUACAGUGCUUUUGUCAGUGAAAAUAACACUCCUGGGUCGUCUAUUUGUGCUGUAAAUGCAAGAGACAAUGACUGGAAACAGAACGGCAGUGUUUCCUAUUUUCUGUUUCCCAGUGAAGUCGGUGGCCUGCCGACUUCCUCCCUAGUGUCCAUUAACCGAGACACUGGGGUGAUACAUGCGCUCAGAUCAUUUGAUUAUGAGCAGUUCAGAGAGUUCAAAUUGCAGGUUAUAGCCAAAGACAACGGCUCUCCACAGCUCAGUAACAACGUUACUGUGAGUAUAUUUAUAUCAGAUCAGAAUGAUAAUUCUCCACAGAUUUUGUAUCCUGUUCAAACGGGGAAAACUUUUAUUACGGAGAUGGUUCCCAGAUUUGCUCACGCGAGGUCCCUGGUUUCCAAAGUAAUAGCCGUGGACGCCGACUCUGGACAAAACGCGUGGCUGUCAUAUCAGAUAGUGAAGUCGACUGAUCCGGGACUUUUCACUAUUGGUCUCCACAAUGGAGAAAUCAGGACACAGCGGGACAUUUCUGAAUCUGAUCAAAUGAAGCAAAACCUUGUUAUCUUGGUGAAGGACAAUGGAAAACCUUCUCUUUCUUCGACGUGUGCUGUGAAUUUACUUAUUUCUGAUAAUAUAUUGGAUUACACUUCAGCAGUGAAAGGUCACAGUACAGAAUCCGAGAAUGUUUCGAACAUGACCGCGUAUUUGGUUAUCGCAUUGGCUGCAGUUUCUUUCCUUUUCCUUAUCUUUAUAAUAAGUAUACUGGCAGUCAGGUUUUGCCGGGGAGAGAAGCCCAGGAUGUUUCUUGACAAUUUUGAGGAAUCUUCCUUUUAUGAAAUCCGUAUCAAAGCCAAAGACGGAGCCGGACAGGGAGCUCAUUGUAAGGUUCUUGUGGAAAUCACAGAUGUAAAUGACAACGCUCCAAUUAUUUUUAUUAGUUCAUUGAACACACCUAUCGCUGAAAACUCGCCACCCGGUACAGAGGUUGCGAUCAUAAACAUUGAAGACAAGGAUGCUGAUACCAAUAACAAAGUCGUGUGCUCCAUUCAACAAGACGUUCCUUUCAAGUUAAUACCUUCUGUUAAAAAUUUCUACUCCUUGGUGACUGAAGGGGAACUGGAUCGUGAACUAGUUUCAGAAUACAACUUCACAAUUAUCGUUACAGACGAGGGCUCGCCACCUCUUUCUGAUUCCAAAGCCUUACAGAUCUCAAUUUCAGAUGUGAAUGACAAUCCACCAGUAUUUGAUCAGCCAUCGUACAGUGCUUUUGUCAGUGAAAAUAACACUCCUGGCUCGUCCAUUUGUGCUGUAAAUGCAAGAGACAAUGACUGGAAACAGAACGGCAGUGUUUCCUAUUAUCUGUUUCCCAGUGAAGUCGGUGGCCUGCCGACUUCCUCCUUAGUGUCCAUUAACCGAGACACUGGGGUGAUACAUGCGCUCAGAUCAUUUGAUUAUGAGCAGUUCAGAGAGUUCAAAUUGCAGGUUAUAGCCAAAGACAACGGCUCUCCACAGCUCAGUAACAACGUUACUGUGAGUAUAUUUAUAUCAGAUCAGAAUGAUAAUUCUCCACAGAUUUUGUAUCCUGUUCAAUCAGGAAAAACUUUUAUUACGGAGAUGGUUCCCAGAUUUGCUCACGCGAGGUCCCUGGUUUCCAAAGUAAUAGCCGUGGACGCCGACUCUGGACAAAACGCGUGGCUCUCAUAUCAGAUAGUGAAGUCGACUGAUCCGGGACUUUUCACUAUUGGUCUCCACAAUGGAGAAAUCAGGACACAGCGGGACAUUUCCGAAUCUGAUGCCAUGAAGCAAAACCUUGUUAUCUUGGUGAAGGACAAUGGAAAACCAUCUCUUUCUUCGACAUGUGCUGUGAAUUUGCUUAUUUCUGACAAUAUAUUGGAUUACACUUCAGAAAUAAAAGGUCACAGUACAGAAUCCGAGAAUGUUUCGAACAUGACCGCGUAUUUGGUUAUCGCAUUGGCUGCAGUUUCUUUCCUUUUCCUUAUCUUUAUAAUAAGUAUACUGGCAGUCAGGUUUUGCCGGGGAGGAAAGCCCAGGAUGUUUCUUGACAGUGCAGUCGCCAUUCCCGGUGCGUAUUUCCCACCCAACUAUGCGGAAGUCGAGGGUUCUGGAACUCUGCGUCAUUCUUACAACUAUGACGCCUUCUUAACAACGGGCUCUGCCACGAGCGACUUCAAGUUCGUGAAGUCUUACAAUGAGCACACUUUACCAGUUGACAAGCCAAGCAGAAUUACAGAAGACUCACCGAUGGACCCGGAAGGUAGAACUGGAUGCGAAUCAAAUGAAUCAGUUGAAGUACUUGCGCAUGAAAACCAGCUGUGACGGAUACAAAGAUAACAUUUUACAGGAAUUUA
Messenger RNA from Lepisosteus oculatus (spotted gar), 3918 nucleotides. Lineage: Eukaryota; Metazoa; Chordata; Actinopteri; Semionotiformes; Lepisosteidae. The record is from RefSeq and is a predicted model, not a curated record.